Musa acuminata AAA Group (dessert banana) is the source of this 384-nucleotide messenger RNA. RefSeq lists its product as uncharacterized. The transcript has a single exon. The record is from RefSeq and is a predicted model, not a curated record. The coding region runs from base 1 to 384 and encodes 127 amino acids. NCBI's taxonomy places the organism in Eukaryota, Viridiplantae, Streptophyta, Magnoliopsida, Zingiberales, Musaceae.
AUGAGGAGCCCACGGGAGCUCGCGGACCAGAUGCGGUAUUGUCGUUUCCACCGACAAAAUGGGCAUGACACGGAGGAGUGCCGCGAGUUGAAGCGACAGAUCGAGGAGCUGAUUCGAAGAGGGCACCUCGGUCGCUAUCUACAGCAGGAUAAAGAACCUUCCCCACGGCCCGAGGGCCCCAUCGAAAGACAGAUCGACGUGAUCAUGGGCGGCCCAGCGUCUGGGGGAAACAGUAUGUCUGGGCGGAAAGCAUACGCCCGCGUUGCCGCGGUCGAAGACUAUGGGCGCGGGCCCGGGCCCGAGGUCACGUUUCCUGUCGAGAGAGCCGAGCAGCCCGAACACGAUGAUGCAUUGGUAGUGACCACCAGGAUCGCCAACGCCUGA